AUGUGGGGUCGCGGGGUGUGGGUGUGCAUCGUGGCGGGCGGGGGGGGGGGAGGGGGCACCGCGUGCACUGGCCUAUAUGCAGUGCGACGACACCCGCCCGGGAGCGAUGCACUCCAACGAGCGACUUCGAAUAUAGCCGGGAAGGCCGAGGGCGAUGAACUCCGCUUGACCCAGAUCCGUCUACCGCCCCCCCCUCCCCCCGCCGCCCAGGCACCCGCACCCCGCUCACACCCGCUCACAACCGCGAUACGUCUCUACGUUCGACUCGCAGGAAAGUGA
Messenger RNA from Danaus chrysippus (African queen), 279 nucleotides. NCBI's taxonomy places the organism in Eukaryota, Metazoa, Arthropoda, Insecta, Lepidoptera, Nymphalidae. The record is from the annotation of a GenBank genome assembly.